AUGUCGGUGGGAGGCAUUGGACGAGUUUGUGUGAGAUCAGAUAUUGAUGAGAAGACAACGACUAUGUUUACCCAACGAAGCUCUAGUAAAAGAGAAGGAGGAGGCACCAAAUCGAGGUUCACCGGAAAUUGCAGCACUUUCAGGCUGCCCAAAAGAUCAGAAUUGUCACCUAUGAAAUAUCUCAAACACGUUGGUCACAAGAUGGCGGCAGCUCUGCGAUUGGUGUCGAGGCGGAGGAGAGGGUCUCCAAAAGUUUCCUCCUCACAAAAGGCAAAGACAUGCGUUGCUCCAGUUGAUUCUCACAGGGCUGAAGCCAUAGAUGAUUGCAUUGAGUUCAUUAACUCAUCUUCUUCCUUGCAAAGAUCCAAUUCAUCAGUCGGCCAUAAGGGUACUGAAGUUGGUGUUCAAUUCUUGGACAUAGCAUAUGGUCUUGUUCCCGAAUCUGGUGAUGUGCAUAGUUGUCUUGGCCUUCUCGUACCAGGUAGGCUAGGCUUGGCUGCCAGCCAUGAAGAGGAUAGGUGUCGGUGA
Molecule: messenger RNA, 528 nt
Organism: Ilex paraguariensis (yerba mate)
Lineage: Eukaryota; Viridiplantae; Streptophyta; Magnoliopsida; Aquifoliales; Aquifoliaceae
Source: the annotation of a GenBank genome assembly